This is a messenger RNA of Vespula vulgaris, 2255 nucleotides long. It is a transcript of the gene mof, whose product is annotated as histone acetyltransferase KAT8-like. Bases 129 to 1499 code for a protein of 456 amino acids. The record is from RefSeq and is a predicted model, not a curated record. Gene Ontology annotation, molecular function: histone acetyltransferase activity. Gene Ontology annotation, biological process: regulation of DNA-templated transcription. NCBI's taxonomy places the organism in Eukaryota, Metazoa, Arthropoda, Insecta, Hymenoptera, Vespidae. The transcript has 7 exons.
CGUGAAUAAUAGCACGGUAUAAACGUGAAGGUGAAGGUGAUGGCGUCAGUGAAUGCAAUGAUCAUCUAUUUACAGACGAUUCUCGAUGACGAAUAUCGUCUUAUCGUGUAGUAAUAUACUACUAAAAAAUGGCUGAACCACAAGAACAAAAGAGUAAAGAAAACACAAGUGCUGGAUUAAAAGAUGUAAUGGUAAAGCACGAGAAACGUGAGGGUACGCUGACAAAUGGCGGGAAGGGAUCCGGCGAUGACGCAGACAGUCUUGAAGAAUUACCGCUGGAUAUUGGCGAACAUUAUCUUGUUCGAAGAUCCGAUGAUUCGUGGCAUCCUGCCGAAAUUAUUCAAACACGUUACAAUGAAAAUGAAAGUCAUUAUGAAUACUAUGUUCACUACGAAGGACACAAUAGAAGACUCGAUGAAUGGGUACCUCGUGAUAGAAUUAUGUCCAGUAGAUUUGAUAUGAGCGAUCGAAGUUGGAAAAGUGGAGAUAGAAAUUCUAGUAAUGAUUUAUUAGCAGAUUCUUCUGAUCGUAAAAUUACAAGAAAUCAAAAAAGAAGACACGAUGAAAUUAAUCACAUACAAAAGACUUAUGCAGAAAUGGACCCAACAACUGCUGCUUUAGAAAAAGAACAUGAAGCUAUAACAAAAGUUAAAUAUAUUGAUAAAAUUCAAAUUGGAAAAUAUGAAAUUGAUACUUGGUACUUCAGUCCAUAUCCAGAAGAAUAUGGUAAACAACCAAAACUUUGGAUUUGCGAGUAUUGCUUGAAAUAUAUGCGUCUUGAAAAAACAUAUAGAUAUCACAUGAGUGAAUGUACUCAUAGACAGCCUGUUGGGAAAGAAAUAUAUCGUAAAGGAACAUUGAGCAUUUGGGAAGUGGAUGGUAGAGAACAUAAAAUUUAUUGCCAGAAUCUUUGCUUAUUGGCAAAAUUAUUCUUGGAUCAUAAAACACUUUAUUUUGAUGUUGAACCGUUUCUUUUCUAUAUUUUAUGUGAAGUGGAUAAACAUGGAGCACAUUUAGUUGGAUACUUUUCUAAAGAAAAAGAGUCCCCUGAUGGCAAUAAUGUAGCUUGUAUAUUAACAUUACCCCCAUUUCAAAGACAAGGAUAUGGAAAAUUGCUUAUUGCUUUUAGUUAUGAACUUAGUCGAAUUGAACAAACUGUUGGAAGUCCAGAAAAGCCAUUAAGUGACUUAGGAAAAUUAUCUUAUCGUAGUUAUUGGAGUUGGAUACUUUUAGAAAUUCUUAGGGAUUUCCGCGGGACACUUAGCAUUAAAGAUUUAAGCCAAAUGACUAGUAUUUCACAAACAGAUAUCAUAUCAACAUUACAAAGUAUGAAUAUGGUAAAAUAUUGGAAAGGUCAACAUGUAAUUUGUGUAACUCCUAAAUUAGUUGAAGAACAUAUAAAAAGUAGUCAAUAUAAAAGGCCCAGACUUACUGUAGAUAGUAGUGCAUUAAGAUGGGGUGCACCACCUCGGAAAAAUGUGAAACCUGGUAAAAAAUAAAAUAUGAAAUGGUUUAACUCAACAAUUUUUGCUACUAUAAAAGUGAUCUAUUAAUUUUUUUGACUAGUUACGUGUUAUGAAUAAAGUAAAGCUAAAGAUAGAGAGAUAUAUCAUAAUAUUAAUUUUAUAGAAUUCUUUAUGAAUAUACAUAAUGUGAAAAGAUCGUAUAAAUUUGAUAUAUGUUUAGAAAUUGAUACAGAGAGUGCUUUGUUCAUUUGUUGUAGCUUUCAUUUUUAUAGUAAUUCAAAUGUCUAAAAUUUGUAUAAUAUUUAGAAUUUUAUUAUCUCAUCACAUUUUAAAUUAGAAAACAAAAUAAAAAAUAUUUAUUUAUUAAUCAAUAUGUAAUUUUCAAAGGGUUACCUACACACAUAAAACAUAAUUUUUCAAGUUUAUAAAAAUUAAAUAUUUCAACUUUUUACAUAAUUUGAAACACCUUGUAUGAAACAAAGAGCAGGUGUGAUAUAUAAUAUUAAUAUAAUUCUUUUUUAUAGAUUCAGUAAUAAAAUAUAUAUUUAUCAGACAAAUAAUAUCUUUACAAAUAUUAAUUAACUCUCAGUAUUAACAUGUAUUAGACAUUAAUUACAAUUUUGCGAUAGAUGAUCUAUGAGCAUUUAUAGCUAAUUGUACAGCAUAUUGAGCAGUACCAGGAGCUGUACAAACACCAUAACCACCAUGUCCAUAAUUAUGUAUUAUCUACAACAAUUGUUUUAUAAUUUAUAUCUUUAAUGAACAAAUAUGAUAUUGAUACUAACCGUA